AUGCUGUGGCAGCUGCUUUGCCUGGUGCCUUUCGCUGCGGCGAUUCCAAAUCCAGCACUUGCUCCCCGUGCAAGUGGCCUCCAAGGCCAAUUUUGCGAGCUCGGCGGACAGGAUGCUGGGGGUAACGCUGGCAAAACACCCACUUGCAAGAACUGCAAGACGGUCAACGGGAUCCUAGCCCCGAAGGCCACUGCCACCGUAAAGCCUGGCGAUACGGUCACCGGCGAUCCGGACCUCAACAGCAUCUUUGGGAAAAGAGCCCCUGAGAAAAGAGCCCCUGAAGCGGUGCCACUGCUCACAACCGCCGACAUCGAAACGGUUGCAGGGCAGCCCGAUCAGGUCUCGCUGUUUGACUUGCUACUGACGAUGGCCCCGGACAACUCUGAUAACGACAUCGAUAUUACCCCAACUGACCAACAAGUGCAAAGCUGGGUUAUUGAUGGGACGCCCGUCGGUGCCACGGGAAUGUGGUACGACUUUGGAAAGACUCCUCAGGUUUGGAAAAUGAGGGGAUUGUCGGGCUGCACCGGUAUCAUUAUCAUGUCAUCUAAGGGCUUCUGGGCGGGCCACCUCUGGGAAUCUACCAAGGAGGACAAGAUCAAUGGUCCCAGUUCAUUCCUAAAGCGUGUCAGCAAGGAUGAAGUCGUCGAACGCUCAUUAGACGAGUUCAAGAAGAUUGCAGUCGAUGUUAUGACAGAGGCCACUCCGGCAAAUCAGAUUGCUAACCGGCAACACUGGACCAGCUUGGAAGAUCUCAAGACUCGGAAAGGCAACCCUUUCGCAGAUGGCGAUGAUGUAAACGUCUUCAUCUUGACCAGAGCGCAGAGUGCUACCAACAAGGCUCAGCGUUACACGCAGCAGAUCAAUGCUCUAGGCAGAGCAAUCAAAGCGGCAGUGAACCCAGGCAGAGGCAAAUUCGCCGCUCUGACAUACCCCGGAGCUGGCGACACUGGAAGGAUGAAGUACCCCGGGACGAAUGGAAAAAUUGUUGUCCAGUACACGCCAUUCGACGGCGUCAACCCCGACGACAACUGUAAGGCGAUGGCUGCGGCUCAAGUGUGGGUUAACCCUGAGACCCAGAAGAACCCGGUCAUCAAGAAGACUUGGGAAGCCACCAGCAACCAACAGGUAGCGAAGAGAAGCACAUGUAACGUAUCCCCGCCUAAACAGCCAAAGCCUUCUUGUACCAUGCAGGACGAGGAUCCCGACCAGGGUAUCAACACGAGGUACUGUGUUUGCGACAAGAGCAGGACUCUGCCAUUCCUCACCAUUUCGCCGACUGUUGUUGUGACUAAGAGUUGCGACUACACAACCCUGCCCCCGAAGGACACCAAGCGGGACGAAAUCCUUCCGCUACCAAGCAUAACCACGGCGCCGGCCAUCACCGGGCGGGACGACGCCCUUCCUCUACCAACCACGACCGCAGUGCCGACGAUCACCCCGAGCCCUUCGCUAGAAGACCGCGACUUGACCAUCUCGACCGGUUUCGGCCCGCCCACGACCGACAUGAAGCACUGCCAAGUCUGCAAGAAGGUCGUAAACAACGAAGACUCGUGCUCUAGCAUCAAGAACUGCGUAGUCCAGACCGGCGCCGUGACGCUCGAGGCCGGCUCGUCGUCGGUGCACGUCGGCACCGUGACCGGCACGGCCCUGUACACGGGCGUGUCGAAGGCGCUCGAGAAGAUCUGCCCCACACCCACCUCGAACAGCUUCGCGGCGUGCAAGACGGACUCGGCGAGCAUCGGCAAGGUUCCCUACGUCGAGGCCGGCUUCCUCGUCGACGACGGCGAGAUCGUCGUCAGCGUCGAGAGCAGCAAGUACAACACGACGGCGAUCCGGGACGCGAUGAUCAAGACGGCGGCGGCGGCGGCGCAGAACGCCGCCAAGGGCAAGAACUGCUACACGGCGCACUACGACGUCGAGCAGUUGAAGGUGCGGCGCUGGUGGGACCCCCUCGCCCUCUUCGCCCGCGACCACCCGUACCCGCAGCCGGAGUCGGCCACUUGGUGUAAUUCGGUCGGCUUCGCCGGCGUGCACUACUACAACCCCUGGUGGAAGCUGCAGGCGCAGCCCGGCGCGACGGACUACAUGGACGUCCACUAUGAAUUCCACAAGGGGGCCGAGGGCGACUUCGACUGCGAGAUCCUGCAGGCGGCUGUCGACGCCUUCGCGUUCGUGCAGCCUGAGUUCGCCGUAGGAGAUAUUGGCUUGGGUGAGGCGAUCCACAUCCUGUGCGAUUGCGCUUCGGGCGAACAGUGCGGUCUAAGGCGGCGCGAGUUGGAUAACUCUACUUUGAUUGCCAUGUAG
Molecule: messenger RNA, 2307 nt
Organism: Annulohypoxylon truncatum
Lineage: Eukaryota; Fungi; Ascomycota; Sordariomycetes; Xylariales; Hypoxylaceae
Exons: 5
Coding region: 1-2307 (768 amino acids)
Source: RefSeq, a predicted model, not a curated record